Molecule: messenger RNA, 786 nt
Organism: Diaporthe amygdali
Lineage: Eukaryota; Fungi; Ascomycota; Sordariomycetes; Diaporthales; Diaporthaceae
Product: 3-ketoacyl-acyl carrier protein reductase
Exons: 1
Coding region: 1-786 (261 amino acids)
Molecular function (GO): oxidoreductase activity, acting on the CH-OH group of donors, NAD or NADP as acceptor
Source: RefSeq, a predicted model, not a curated record
AUGUCCACCCACACAGUGAUCGUCACCGGCGCGGGCGGCGGCCUAGGCAAGGCCAUCGCGGCGGCCUUCCUCGCCGCAGGGAGCAACGUGGCCAUCUGCGACGUGAACCAGGAGCGCCUGACGGCGACGGAGCAGGAGUGGGUGGCGGCCGGCCACAAGGCGGAGCGGAUCCUGACGACGACGACGGACGUCUCGGACCAGGCGGCGGUGCAGGCGCUGGUCGACGGCAGCGUGGCGCGCUUCGGGCGCCUCGACCUGCUGGUCAACAACGCCGGCAUCAUGGACGACUUCUCGCCCGCGGGCGAGUGCCCGCCCGAGCUGUGGGCGCGCGUGCUGGGCGUCAACCUCAACGGGCCCUACUACGCGACGCGCGCGGCCGUGGCGCAGUUCCAGAAGCAGGGGGACGGCAAGGGCGGCCUGAUCAUCAACAUCUGCUCUGUCGCCGCCAAGUCGGGCCACAGCGCCGGCGCCGCGUACACGGCGUCCAAGCACGGCCUGCUGGGCCUGAGCAAGAACACGGCGUUUGCGUAUGCCGACAAGGGGAUCUACUCUGUCGCGUUCCUGCUGGGCGGCAUGAACACCCAUAUCACGGAUGCCAUGGCCAAGGGCAUCAACAUGGACUUUUUCCAGAAGUUCGAGCAGGCGCAGGCCAAGUUUGACGCUGAGAAGCACAGUGUCCCCGUGGAGAAUGUGGCCAAAUACUGCGUGUUCCUGUCGGACCGGGGCAUUGCGAAGAGUGCCAAUGGGGCGUGCCUGGACUUUACGAACAACUGGCCUGCGCAAUGA